AUGGACGAUAUGAACGGGCAUACUAACGGCGUCACCAAUGGAGAUACCAACGGCACCAACGGAGAGGAGACAAUCUGCCUUCCAUCAGCGCGACCGUACAAGAUCAAUGACUUCUGCACCAUCCAACCGCCACUGACCCGCAAAGGCAUUGGACCUGGACUCAUCUUGCUACUUCCUAACGACAUCGAUCUGAGUACGAGUGACAAGACUCUCGAUCCUCCACCGCUUCAGAAGUGGGCUGAAGAGGGCUAUGCUGUUGCUCAGAUCCAACUUGCAAACGAUGUCUCUGAAUCCAACUGGAAGGAAAACUCGUACCUCGACAGCGCCGUCACCGCACUGAAGGAUCUGGACACAUGCGAGUCUACUGAGAGACUUGGUCUUAUAUCGUACAAUAUUGCCUCUAAUCCAGCGAUGAUCAGUGCAAUCGACGAACGAGAUGACAUUGCUGCCCUCUCAAACUACGGCUCACAGAGAAUACCCAGCGUGAAGCCGCAGCUCUGGCACUUCACAGGAACAGCCUCGGCCCUUGCCAAACCUCCCGGUGACAACGUCAAGGUCUUUGAAUAUCCAGACUCAGCACCCUACUUCCCGAUCCCAGCACACGACAACUUCCGUAGUGCACCCGCAGCCGUCUCUCACACACGUUCCCUCACCUUCUUGAAGCCACUCACUGGCGGGCCGUACUUUGACUUAGAAGCCAUCUGGGACGAGCACACCAAAUUUGAGUUCGGCGAGCGAGCGGUAGAGAAGACCAUGGGCACGAUGGUGCAGGAGCCUUAUGUGAACCACGUACCGACUAUUACUGGAGGUAUCGGACGGGCGAGCUUGACGCAAUUUUAUCGACAUCACUUUGUGUUCAAUAACCCUGCAGAUACGGCAUUGGAGCUGGUCAGUAGGACGGUGGGGAUCGAUCGGGUGAUUGACGAGUUUGUGUUUAGCUUUACUCAUGAUAAGGAGAUUGACUGGAUUCUACCUGGUGUUCCUCCCACAGGCAAAUACGUCGAGAUCCCCUUCACCGGCGUGAUCAACAUCCGAGGCGACAGGUUGUAUCAUGAGCAUAUCGGCUGGGACCAGGCGACGCUCCUGCGGCAGCUGGGUUUGAUGCCUGAGUAUCUGCCUUUCCCGUAUGCGUUGCCAGAUGGGCGAACGCCGGCUGCCGGGAAGCGAUUCGAGUAUAAGGUGCCGACAGCUGGUAUCGAGACGGCGAAGAAGCUUGUUGAUGAGAGGUCUGUGGAGUCGAAUGCCAUGUUCGACUUUGGAAUCCGGGAAGUCGAUUUCUGA
Saxophila tyrrhenica is the source of this 1281-nucleotide messenger RNA. RefSeq lists its product as uncharacterized. The record is from RefSeq and is a predicted model, not a curated record. The transcript is spliced from 3 exons. Bases 1 to 1281 code for a protein of 426 amino acids. Lineage: Eukaryota; Fungi; Ascomycota; Dothideomycetes; Mycosphaerellales; Extremaceae. Gene Ontology annotation, biological process: polyketide metabolic process.